CGGCAGUGGCGGCGGCAGCGGCGGCUGGAGCCUCUGAUUGGGUUUCGGGGUCCGGUACUGGAGCCAAUCAGCGCGGGCAGCGAACCGGGGGAGCGAGGCACGGAGUGCAUCCUGAAGUCUUCUAGGAUCUCCAGAGUGAAACUCACUGUGGUCAAGACUCUAACUUGGAGGGACCAUGGAACAGUAUACAGCAAACAGCAAUAGUUCAACAGAGCAGAUUGUUGUACAGGCUGGACAGAUUCAGCAGCAGCAGCAGGGUGGUGUUACUGCUGUCCAGUUGCAGACUGAGGCCCAGGUGGCAUCCGCCUCAGGCCAGCAAGUCCAGACCCUCCAGGUAGUCCAGGGGCAGCCAUUAAUGGUACAAGUCAGUGGAGGCCAGUUAAUCACAUCAACUGGCCAACCCAUCAUGGUCCAGGCUGUUCCUGGUGGACAAGGUCAAACCAUCAUGCAAGUACCUGUAUCUGGGACACAGGGUUUGCAGCAGAUACAGUUGGUCCCACCUGGACAGAUCCAGAUCCAGGGUGGGCAGGCUGUGCAGGUACAGGGCCAGCAGGGCCAGACCCAGCAAAUCAUCAUCCAGCAGCCCCAGACAGCCGUCACUGCUGGCCAGACGCAGACGCAACAGCAGAUUGCUGUCCAGGGGCAGCAAGUGGCACAAACUGCCGAAGGGCAGACCAUUGUCUAUCAGCCAGUUAAUGCAGAUGGCACCAUUCUCCAGCAAGUUACAGUCCCUGUUUCAGGCAUGAUCACCAUCCCUGCAGCCAGUUUGGCAGGAGCACAGAUUGUUCAGACCGGAGCCAAUACCAACACAACCAGCAGUGGGCAAGGGACUGUCACUGUGACACUACCAGUGGCAGGCAAUGUGGUCAAUUCAGGAGGGAUGGUCAUGAUGGUACCUGGUGCUGGCUCUGUGCCUGCUAUCCAGAGAAUCCCUCUCCCUGGGGCAGAGAUGCUUGAAGAAGAGCCUCUCUAUGUGAAUGCCAAACAGUACCACCGUAUACUUAAGAGGAGGCAAGCCCGGGCUAAAUUAGAGGCAGAAGGGAAAAUUCCAAAGGAAAGAAGGAAAUACCUGCAUGAGUCUCGGCACCGUCAUGCCAUGGCACGGAAGCGUGGUGAAGGUGGACGAUUUUUCUCUCCAAAGGAAAAAGAUAGUCCCCACAUGCAGGAUCCAAAUCAAGCAGAUGAAGAGGCUAUGACACAGAUCAUCCGAGUGUCCUAACCCCAGGCCAUGUGAUGGAACUGAUCAAGGUCAUGUUCCUCUCACUGUUUCCCACUGUUCCAAGGAAACUGAUCACCUCUUCCAAUGGGACACUGACGAUUACAUUCUGCCCUUUUCUACAGGACAGAAACCACUUAGUUUUUAAUAAGUGGCUUAGUAUUAUAAUUGCAAGGAUGUCUGGCAAAUAGAAGUUGCAAGCCUUUGACUCACCCUUUCAGUCAGGACUUAUUUCAGACUGUUGUUGACAUUGACAUUUCAUGGAUUGGGAUGAUGCAGGGGACCCAUGCCAGCCCAGCAGUACCACACCUAGCACUUAAUGUUGACUGGUAAUGCCAGCCAGCCAUCUCAGCAGAGGAGAACGACCUUCUCAACCUAAACUGCAGUCAGGGAAGCUGCAGCCCGCUCCUUCCCAUGGAUUCCAAACAGCACCCAUCCCUCUGAUGGGGGAUCUCAGGCUGACUAAUGGACACUUUGUAUUCAGAGAUGGUUUCCAGGCAAGGAAGCGUCAUCUCAUGAUAUGGAAACAAUAAAUUCUCUGAGAUACAUUCGUC
This is a messenger RNA of Lipotes vexillifer (Yangtze River dolphin), 1770 nucleotides long. It is a transcript of the gene NFYA, whose product is annotated as nuclear transcription factor Y subunit alpha. The record is from RefSeq and is a predicted model, not a curated record. The transcript is spliced from 10 exons. NCBI's taxonomy places the organism in Eukaryota, Metazoa, Chordata, Mammalia, Artiodactyla, Lipotidae. Gene Ontology annotation, molecular function: DNA binding; DNA-binding transcription factor activity. Gene Ontology annotation, cellular component: CCAAT-binding factor complex. Gene Ontology annotation, biological process: regulation of DNA-templated transcription. The coding region runs from base 176 to 1219 and encodes 347 amino acids.